Molecule: messenger RNA, 2066 nt
Organism: Orycteropus afer afer
Lineage: Eukaryota; Metazoa; Chordata; Mammalia; Tubulidentata; Orycteropodidae
Gene: EPN2
Product: epsin 2
Biological process (GO): endocytosis
Cellular component (GO): clathrin vesicle coat; plasma membrane; endosome
Molecular function (GO): phospholipid binding; clathrin binding
Source: RefSeq, a predicted model, not a curated record
GCUCCAGUGGAGGAAAUGAUUGUUCAGGGAUCUAGCUCCUGGUUGAUUACGGAAACUGACCCUUCAUAGAGUGUGAGCUUACUGAGAACAGGAAAGUUUUUUUGUCUUGAAGGGCUUUAAAUUUGGAACAAAAAAUAAAAAUGACGACUUCAUCUAUCAGACGGCAGAUGAAGAACAUUGUGAAUAAUUACUCAGAGGCUGAAAUAAAAGUCCGGGAAGCCACCUCCAAUGACCCAUGGGGCCCAUCCAGCUCCCUGAUGACGGAGAUUGCAGACCUGACCUACAAUGUGGUGGCCUUCUCAGAGAUCAUGAGUAUGGUAUGGAAACGGCUUAACGACCAUGGCAAGAACUGGCGGCACGUGUAUAAGGCACUCACACUACUGGACUACCUAAUCAAGACAGGCUCUGAGCGGGUGGCCCAGCAGUGCCGUGAGAACAUUUUUGCCAUCCAGACACUGAAGGACUUCCAGUACAUUGACCGUGAUGGCAAGGAUCAGGGCAUCAAUGUGCGUGAGAAGUCCAAGCAGCUGGUGGCCCUGCUUAAGGAUGAGGAGCGGCUGAAGGCCGAGAGAGCUCAGGCUCUCAAAACCAAAGAGCGUAUGGCCCAGGUUGCCACAGGCAUGGGCAGCAACCAGAUCACUUUUGGCCGUGGCUCCAGCCAGCCCAACCUCUCUACCAGCUACUCAGAGCAGGAGUAUGGCAAGGCUGGGGGCUCGCCAGCUUCCUACCAUGGCUCACCUGAGACCUCUCUGUGCCCCCAGCACCGCGCAGGCGUUUCACUGGGUCAGAGUGAGGAGCUGCAGCCGCUGAGCCAGCGCCAUCCCUUCCUGCCGCAUCUGGGGCUGGCCACCCACCCACAUGGGGACUGGUCCCAGCCCUGCCUCACUUGUGACCGUGCAGCCCGAGCCACCUCCCCACGGGUGUCCUCUGAGCUGGAGCAGGCUCGGCCCCAGACCAGUGGAGAAGAGGAGCUGCAGCUGCAGCUGGCACUGGCCAUGAGCAGAGAAGUGGCUGAGCAGGAAGAACGCCUCAGGCGGGGGGAUGACCUCAGAUUACAGAUGGCCCUUGAGGAAAGCCGAAGAGACACAGUUAAAGUUCCGAAAAAGAAAGAGCACGGUUCGCACCCACAGCAAACCACUCUGUUGGAUUUAAUGGAUGCUCUCCCCGGUUCGGGCCCUGUAGCCCAGAAAGCAGAGCCCUGGGGCCCAGCGCCCACAGCUAGCCAGAGCAACCCAUGGGGUGGGCCAGCAGCCCCAGCAAGCACCUCGGACCCCUGGCCAUCAUUUGGUACCAAGCCAGUGGCAUCUGUUGAUCCAUGGGGAAUGGCCACUGGAGCCAGCAUGCACUCCAUCCCCAAGGGCUCAGACCCCUGGGCUGCUCCGCAGCAGCCAGCCUCAACUGCUGGGACAAGAACCUCUGAUGCCUGGGGUGCAGCCUCUGCCGCUAAGCCUGUGUCCUCCUCUGGGUCCUUUGAUCUCUUCAAUAAUCUGAAUGGUACAAUUAAAGAUGACUUUUCUGAAUUUGACAAUCUCCGAACUUCAAAAAAAACAGCUGAGUCUGUGGCUGCUCUGCAGUCCCAAAACAAUGGAACCACAAGCCCUGACCCCUUCGACUCUCAGCCCCUGACUGUUGCCUCCAGCAAGCCCAGCAGUGCUCGGAAAACUCCUGAGUCUUUCCUGGGCCCCAACGCGGCCCUGGUAAACCUGGAUUCGCUGGUGACCAAGCCUGCCCUGCCAGCCCAGUCCCUCAAUCCCUUCCUGGCCCCAGGUCCAGCUACAGCCUCAGCCCCCAUCAACCCCUUCCAGGUGAACCAGCCCCAGCCAUUGACACUGAACCAGCUGCGAGGGAGCCCAGUCCCAGGGGCCAGCACGUCCUUCAGUCCCAGCCCAGCUGUGGAGCCCCUGGCGACAACUUCCGUGGCUUCCAUGGCCCCACAUCCAGGUCUGGGUGGCAGUGGCUCCUCGUUGACACCACUGGGUCCUGCAGUAAUGAACAUGGUGGGCAGCGCAGGUGUCUCCCCAUCUGCAGCUCCGGCCUCUGGCACAACUAACCCUUUCCUCCUCUAG